This is a messenger RNA of Alternaria postmessia, 852 nucleotides long. RefSeq lists its product as uncharacterized. Gene Ontology annotation, biological process: carbohydrate metabolic process. The transcript has a single exon. The annotation marks the transcript as partial. NCBI's taxonomy places the organism in Eukaryota, Fungi, Ascomycota, Dothideomycetes, Pleosporales, Pleosporaceae. The record is from RefSeq and is a predicted model, not a curated record.
CAACUCUGCCCAGAAGCCAAGCAAAAAUAUCUAUCGCAAGCCAAGAAGCUUAAGGUGGAGGUACUGAAACGCUUCUACGAUGCUUCCACCGGUGUCUAUCGCCUGAAUGAAGAUCUACCAAGCGACGGUAUCUGUCAAGAUAACAAAGCCCAUGCCGUGACUAUGGGGCUGCUUCCUAGUCAUGCGAACGAUCUUGAGCAUUUGAUUGACCCACAAUCGCAGCUCCCUCGUGCCUUCCGGGGCCUUGCUCAUUGGAGUGUAGCGGACAUUGUCAGUCCGUACGCAACAGGGUUCGCAGUUGAGGCAUUGUUUUCACGACAUCAAGGUCUUGAAGCGCGGAGGCUCAUCGAGCGCGUCUGGGGACCGAUGGCUGACACAUCAAAUCCAAACUACUCUGGAGGACAUUGGGAAGCCAUGAAGACAGACGGAACGCCGCACGGUCACGACACGUCGUUGAUGCAUGGCUGGUCGACGUGGCCAGUGUCACUUCUGCCUCGAUAUUUAGCAGGGCUUCAGCCUACCGAGCCAGGCUGGACGUCGUUUCGCAUCGCACCAGUCUUUGCCGGUCUAGAGAGGAUCAAUUGCACCCUUGCGACCGUCGCUGGUAGUAUCGGCGUAGAAAUCAAGAUUGAUGAAGCGGAGGGUCACGGCACGCUGAAAGUCAUGGCGCCUUUUGGCGUUCAUGCGCAGCUGCAGCCACCUAGGGAAUGGGUCAUACAAGGACCAGAGUCCAUUAUGGGAACAGGCGCAUGGCAAAACGUAUUGUUGUUCAAAUCCGCCGUGGCUUCCGGGGCACAAGAGUAUCCAGAUGCAAUGCUACAAGCUACUCCGAUCUGCGCGGGCGGGCGGUAA